AUGCCAAUCUGCAUAGAAUGCCGCUUUCCCGUCAAAACGCUCUAUACCACGUAUUCGAAAGCCGACGACCGCGCACUCGGGAAGGGUGUCCGCCUCACACAAUGCCCGCGGUGCAAAAGAUUCGCUGAUAAAUACGUCGAGCACGACUUUGUAGUCCUGUUCAUCGACGUGGUGUUGAUUAAACCACAGGUGUAUAGACACCUCCUCUUUAACCGCCUAGGACGAGAUGACGAUAAAUUCGACCGGUCUAUCAUUCGUCUCGGCAUCCUCCUGCUCCUCUUCGACGUCUACCUGACAUGGUCGCGCAUUGAGAAACUACCGCUCCCCACCAGUUCACCCUUCCACCCUUCCUCUACCAUAACCACGCGUAACGUCACGUCCACAAGCCCACUUGUUCCGCCACACGAUGGGAUUACAAAUGCGGUAGUAUUACAGGCGCAGCCGCUGAUGGCGCAGUAUCUGUUCUUUCUAUUGCUGGUUACGCUGAGCACGCUGGCGUUCCACUUGCCAAUACGUCUCCUUUGCGCCGUCGACACCUCUCAGCUUCCCCGAAUAGUUCGCACUGUGUGGCAACGCUUUAUUCCACGCUUUACACAUUCUACACCCAUUUCCACCGCCCUGCUGGUGUCUAGCUGCACAAAGCUCUUCCCUAUCUUGCUCAUCAUCUGGGAGUAUGACUUGCCGUCCAGCGCGACUGCGGUUAGCUGGGCGGUCAUUGUCAACAACGUGGCGGCGCUGGAGAUCCUUAUGGACUGUGGGUAUAUCAGGGCAGGUAUGCUUGUUGCCAUCGCGGCAGGGUGUAGGAGUCUUGUAGGCUGGGGAGUACUAAGGGCCGCAGGGCUGGGGAGUGGAUGGGAAGGAAACUCAAGUCUAGCUCAGAGCAUUGAGGAUUGGGCCAAAGGGCUCGUGGGUGUGGGGUGA
Messenger RNA from Cucurbitaria berberidis CBS 394.84, 921 nucleotides. RefSeq names its product Arv1-like protein. Lineage: Eukaryota; Fungi; Ascomycota; Dothideomycetes; Pleosporales; Cucurbitariaceae. Bases 1 to 921 code for a protein of 306 amino acids. The transcript is spliced from 3 exons. Gene Ontology annotation, cellular component: Golgi apparatus; cortical endoplasmic reticulum. The record is from RefSeq and is a predicted model, not a curated record. Gene Ontology annotation, biological process: intracellular sterol transport; sterol metabolic process; regulation of plasma membrane sterol distribution.